Molecule: messenger RNA, 2795 nt
Organism: Procambarus clarkii (red swamp crayfish)
Lineage: Eukaryota; Metazoa; Arthropoda; Malacostraca; Decapoda; Cambaridae
Product: zinc finger protein-like 1 homolog
Cellular component (GO): Golgi apparatus
Source: RefSeq, a predicted model, not a curated record
GUAUUACUAUAAUAACCGACCCCGGACGUGGCAGAUCAUAACAAAACUCCGUCAAAAUGGGGCUUUGUAAAUGUUCCAAGAAAAAAGUAACCAAUCAGUUUUGUUUUGAGCACAGGGUCAAUGUCUGUGAGCAGUGUAUUGUUGAGGAGCAUACAACAUGUGUUGUCCAGUCGUACCUUCAUUGGCUAGAUGGCAGUGACUAUAAUCCUGUGUGUCGGAUAUGUGAUGACCAGUUGGCUGCAGGAGAGUGUAUACGACUUGUUUGUUAUGAUUUGUUUCACAAGGAGUGUCUAAAUGACUGGGCAAGUCGAUUACCACCUCACACAGCACCUGCUGGAUAUAAAUGCCCAGUCUGUUCUGAGGCAAUAUUCCCUCCUGCAAAUUAUGUCUCUCCUGUGGCUGAGCGGUUAAGGGAGACUCUUGCCAUCUUCCCAUGGGCGCGAACGGGACUUGGACUGCCUCUGAUAGCAAAUGCUGGGAACAGUGAUGAACCUGACUGGAGUGCAGCCAAUGGUACCACUGUUGCUGAAAUGGACAGCAGUGACCAUUUGUCAUCCAUCCAUUCAAGACCAGCAGUUACACAGGCAAAACCUAUGGGAGAAACUAAGACGCGCAAUAUAGACACAACAACUAGAGUUCAUGAUCACGGCAGUAGUAAGAGCUGUGGAGGCACUGUUAGUGACAGUGGUAGCACUAAUGUGAGAGUUACUGCCAUUGAAGACCCUCCUAUCACUCCAUCUCAGUUUAGAGAGACUCACCAUCCUACUGGCAGUGGUGUAACACGCAAAGGAUCUUCCUCUGAAACACGACUUACUGUAAAUGACAAAGCAGAUGUUGAUGAUGAUGAAAAUAAAUAUAAGAGAAGAUCUGCCAUUGAAUGGUUUGGCAGAUGGUGGAGAACUAUGAGUCGUCCACCAUCACGUCACCAUCAAAGUUUGAUAGGGGGACGACGACGUAUGAUUAUAGUUUUAGUAUUGCUAGCUUGUGCUACUUUGUUAGUAGUUCUGUCAUACUUAGGACAUGGAGCUUCAGAUAAUGAUCCUUUACUUGACCCACAUCAUAACCCCAACAUUCAUGUUGAGGGAGAGUAAGUGCAAUAGCUCUGUGUUGUGGUAUUACGUGAAAUUAAUUGUAAUUUAAAGGACAGUGACAAGUCAAGUAAUAGAAUCAUAGAAGGUCUUGCUUCACCAACAAGUUUUCCUGGCCAUUAGUAAAGUUUGAUACAAAAAAUCUUAUUGAAAUACAUUAUUAAUGCAGUAAAUUGAAAAUUACAAGGCAUUGCAAUUUAUUUGCUCAAGUCAACAGGAUAAAAGAGAAAUUUGAGGGAAGUUCGCAUAUUCUUAAAAUAUAAAUGGAUGGAUAUCUUUGUACAGUAUGUAUGUAAAGGCAAUUUUCAUCCAGAUAAAACAUUUGAAACACAAUUUGUUUAGUGUUUGAAUAAAAGAACUGAUAAUAUUGCAUAUCUAAAGAUAAAAUGGCAUUCAGCCCUUUCUUAAACAAGUAGCAAUUAUUUUAUUAAGAGCUAGACUUAAGCAAGUGCCUAUUAAAACUAGCAGGAUGAAUAUAUAAAUCAUAGGUGUUUUUUAAAUUAACUGCACAUUUUCCAUAUUCUGUAUUGGUAUCAUUACUCCAUUAUUCUUGUUUCAAAUUCUUCAGUGGUUACUCGGUCAUCCUUUUCAUUAAUUAGCUUCUGUGCACAAGAAUAUAUAUAUAUAUAGUAGGUUGUUGUUGACCUGUAUUGCAUUCAUUUGGUUUAACUUAUGCCAUUUGACUUUAUUGUUUAUAUAUAUAUAUAUAUAUAUAUAUAUAUAUAUAUAUAUAUAUAUAUAUAUAUACAUAAAAUAUAAUAUAUAUUUACUUUAGGAUAUUUUAUGGAUUUUUCUUUAUCAUAAUGUGGAUCUAAAAAAAAUAUUAUUGUUUUAUGUUACCUGUUGCUGAUUAUAUGUUUUGGAAACUCCCAUAAGCUUUGAAUAUAAAAAUACACAUGAAUAUAUUCUAACAUUAAAUUGGUGUAAAAUCAUUUUGAUAAUACAUUUGGUCGAUAAUCAUUUUCUUGGAUCAUAGAUAUCAUAUGAUAACCGAGCCUACUAAGUGUAGGCUCGGUUAAAGUUGCCUUUAUAGUCAAACAUUAAAAUAUAAAUUAUUAUAAUGUAGCUUUGAGUGAUAUUAUUUUCUUAUUCUUUCCUAAACAGAAUUCUUAUGCAACUCAAGUGUAAAUCAAAUUGGUAGAAUCAUGGCCCAAUAAUGUGUGUGUCUUUUUUUUACCAAAAUCUUUUGUUUCUGGUAUUAAGUCAUAUAUAUUCGCAUCAAUUGAUCUUUAUGACUAUUUUUGGUGACAUUGGUGGUAUAUACAAUGCUAAAUAAAUUACUUAAAAUGGUAAUUCCUGAUUUCCUGUUUGCCUUUCUCCAUAGGAUGGGCAGCUCCCAGAUAUAUUUUUUAUUAAUGAUUCUAGGGUCAUGACAUGACAGUGCCAACCUGCAUGUAAGACCAAACUACAAUCCAUCAGUCUAAAGCCAGAGUUUUAUAUAUGUAUGUAUGGCUUACAUGCAGACAUUGUUUUUACAUGAGUGCAUGCACACAGGUACAGAUAUAGCUCGGCAUACACAUACAAACGUACUCAACCCUGGAAUAUUAUUUUGUUAUAUUUUAUUUAUUAAAAUGAACAAAUAAGCAGCUUAUUUCCCUAUUUUGGUUAAGUUUUUGUGCCAACCAAGCACAAUGUGAUGGUGUGUGUAAUAUAAUGUAUAAAAAAUUAUGAAAAAUAAAAUUUUAAAUAAAUAAAUAUUAUACUGUG